UUCUGUCAGUUGUCAUUUGUUAGUCAAAACAAACGUCAAAUUUCUUUGAAUGUAUUUUUAAGGCGUAAAAGCAAAACAAAGUGAUGGCAUUAAGUAAUAUCGUUUUGCUUAGUCAAAUCGCUGGUUAUGUGAUAGCUUUUAUAUUAUCGUUAUGUAUAGUUGUCCCUAUGAGUUUACAUCAAGAUGAAUUCAGGGGUCACUGCUUAUUGUUUUCAACCGGUGUAUGGCAGGAAGCUGAUGGCCAACUAAAAGUCGAUUGGGCGUCCCAAUGCUACUGCAACUACACAAUCCUUGUUGGUGUUUUAUUGUGUUUAGUCUCAAUAGUACAAAUCUAUCGCUUGUCGUUGUUUUUGUACAAAGGUACAGAUAGUAGUUUCCUAUCAGCGUUCUUUGAUGUUCUCACAGGCAUUAUCUUGUGUGGCAUGACUAUAAUAGCAGCGUUGAUGAUUACUUUAGGGUUCAUGGUGUGGUGCCAAAACAUGACGCAACGAUUUCCCUCAUGUGAACUAGCAGCAGGCCAAGCUAUUGAUAAACAGGAUGGUAUUAACACCACCAACUUUUACAUUGAAUUGGGGACUGCGCAGUUUGGUGUUUGGGGCUCUUUUGCAACUUGGGUAGGGCUGUCGGUUUUCGCACUUUUGAAGUUGUGUCGAUACCACCAGUUGGAGAAUAUUAGAGUGUCAAUGUAUAGAGAACGACAAAGACUCAUCAAUGAGAAUUCAGAGUCUCCUGGAAGUUCCUUAGGUCGUGAAUCAACACAUAGUCAAGACACUACAGCUACAGCCGCCGAGUGAUUAGUUUCUGGCGUUUUAAGGUGUCCGUAUUUUAUAAUUUACGCAAUAAUACAUAUUUCACUUCUCAUUCAUAAUACUGUAUACCAAAUAGUCGGUUUUAACUGAGAUUGAAAGUAGAUUUGAAAUAAUAUUGUGAUAAUAUGUAUAGAUUAUCAGAGGCUUUUUCAAGUUUAAUUUAAUUUUGUUUUAUUUUAAGCAACUUUUAUAAAUAAAGUUUUAUUG
Messenger RNA from Tribolium madens (black flour beetle), 1016 nucleotides. RefSeq names its product transmembrane protein 179. The record is from RefSeq and is a predicted model, not a curated record. The transcript is spliced from 4 exons. NCBI's taxonomy places the organism in Eukaryota, Metazoa, Arthropoda, Insecta, Coleoptera, Tenebrionidae. The coding region runs from base 84 to 794 and encodes 236 amino acids.